GAGAUCAAAGUGGUAGUUGAAGAUUUUCCAGGAGGCAGAAUUGUUGAUUCAAAAGCAUGUUCUAGUUCCAGAGUAUCGGGAGGUUAAAAAUGAAGUAAAGAAGACUUUGCUGGAGAGGUGAACUGUGGAAGAAACACAGGGGCAAAUAAGACCGAAAAAGAAAAGUGCGGUCCAAUGAGAAUUUGAGAUUAACUACACCGGUCCAUUCUCAUGACAGACCAUUCCCUUGUGGUCUGAGCCCACAACCCGGAAUGCCUAAUGAAAUGAAAUUUAAGUCAAACGGACCAUUCCCUUGUGGUCUGAGCCCACAACCCGGAAUGCCUAAUGAAAUGAAAUUUAAGGCAAAAGGACGCGCGCAGCGACAUGGUGUUGGUGAUGGCAAUGCUUGGCGAGGUUCCGGUAGAGCUCAGGGCACGCCACCAACGUCGAUUGGAGACGGAGGAUAUGAACCAGUGAGGACGGUGGGCACGUCGUCCACCGCCGAGCCAGCUAUGCAUAUUGGUCGGAGAUGUUGGUUGUUAGCUAGGGUGGAUUUGGGCGAGGAGUGGACUGGGAUGGGUAGAAGAGUUGGAGGAGAAAUGUUUGUCGUUUAUUUGUAGGAAGUCAAGUGCAGCUUUCUUUGGUCACUUUGUAAUGAGGUGGAAGUGGAGGUAAGCACGGCUGCACGGGCCGAGUAGGAUUCUUUGGGAAUCACACCUUGAAAACCAAGGUACGUGUUUGUUGGGGUCUUGUGCAUGUGGAAGGAAAUUAAGGUGUGGAAAUUCUGGCUAGGAAACAAACUUAACAAAGAGUGGAAGGAAAUUAAGGCGUGAAAAUUCGGAGGGACGGUCAAAUUGGAGACAGAUGGUAGGCCGCCAAAGUUGAUGAGCCCAUUAAGAUCACAAAAGCUAACUGUCUCGAAAGUGACUAGUUGGGGCCGGGGCUAAUGACAAAAGGAAAAUGAAAAGUAGCACCCACAUGGGACGUUGACUGACUUAUAGAAGGAAGCAUUAAUGGAGGUAGCUACAAGGAAGCAUCUUUGCAUAUAGAAGAACAUUAGUUUUCCAUCCACUGCAAAUUAAGAAGAUUAAUUUCACCAAUUUGAGAGAGAGAGAGAGUGAGAGAAUCAGAAAUAUGGCUGAAGGUGUUGUUGUUGUUGCGGCUGAAGGGAUCAAGACCCUCGGAGACUUCAUCAUUCAGCAAGCGAAGUUCUUGAGCGGAGUCAGCUAUCAAGUUGAGCUUGCAAAAGUUGAACUACACUUGAUCCGCGGCUUCCUUAGAGAUGCAGAUGCAAGACAAGGAGAAGAAGAGGUAGUCCGCGUUUGGGUUAAACUGAUUAGAGAUGCUGCUUAUGACUUGGAGGAUGUCGUUGAAUCUUUUGCCUUGAAAGUGGCUUCCAGGAGGAGAGGAGGUACUGUGAAGAUUGCUCUCAAAAGGUUUGCCAGCAUCUUUAAUGAAGGAGUUAACCGAUACAAGAUUGGGUCCGAAAUUGGGGAUAUUAUGACCAAACUUUCUCAUCUGAGGUCAAGUUUGCAAAGUUAUAACAUCAGGCAAAUAAGUGGGGGUGAUGGUGUCGGCCGUGUCGCUUCUUCUUUUAAGAGGCAACUAGACCGACGGCUAACUUAUGCUCAUGAAGUUGAAAGUCAUACUGUUGGCUUAGAGGAAAACACAGAUAUACUAGUGAAGGAGUUGGUGAGAGAAGGAAAGCGUCACCGUGUUGUUUCUAUUUGGGGGAUGGGCGGCUCUGGAAAAACCACUCUUGCAAAACAGGUUUUCCUUCAAAAUGAAGUUAAGCGUCAUUUUGAUUGUUUUGCUUGGGUCUGUAUAUCUCAACAAUGGGAAGGAAAGGAUGUAUUGGAAGAUAUUAUAAUUAAACUCACUUCCCCAACAGCAGAUAAAAGGAGAGAAAUUUCCAAAAUGAAAAAGGAUGAAAUAGCAAGGGAGGUCUUUAGUAUCCAACGAGAAAAGAGAUGUCUGGUGGUCCUUGAUGACAUAUGGACUCAAGAGGCUUGGCAUUCGAUAAAAGCUGGAUUCCCAAUCAAUGAGGAAACAGAGAGCCGGAUAUUACUCACUACUCGCAAGAAAGAAGUUGCCUUGCUUGCUUCCAAAAAUGAUCAUCUCCACCAACCUCGACCACUAGAUGACAACCAGAGCUGGGAACUGUUUGAAAAGAUAGCGAUGUGUGGAAGCGACAAAACAGACUUGGAAAUUUAUGCAAAGAAGAGAGAAUUAGGAAAGAAGAUGCUUGUACAUUGUUCAGGUUUACCAUUAGCCAUCAAUGUGCUCGCUGGUCUUCUUAGUAGACGAGAGACGAUUGAUGAGUGGGAUGCAGUACUUCUUAAUGUUGAUGUAUACAUAAUGAGAGGCAUAAAUGUCCUUGAAAGAGAAAAGACAGGUCAGGAGUGUGGUGUUUCAGGUGUCUUGGCAUUGAGUUAUGAUGACUUACCAUCUCACUUAAAACUAUGCUUUUUGUAUUUAGCCCAAUUUCCUGAGGAUGAUGAGAUACGGGUAAAAAGACUUACUCAAUUAUGGAUUGCAGAAGGAUUUAUAACUUCAACGUCAGAAAUGCAUGUUUCAGGGGAAAUUUUGGAAGAAUUGUCAUAUAGUUGCCUAGUUGAAUUGGUGGAAAGAUCUAUGGUUCAAGUUGUAGAAUAUGGUUUAAGUGGGAAGGUGAAAACUUGCGGUCUCCAUGAUUUUAUGCGAGACUUGUGCUUGCAAAAGGCAGAAGAGGAGAAUUUUCUCCGAAUUAUUAACUUUUCUACGGGACUGGUAUCUAAGACACCACUAAUUGGCAAGGUUCGAAGACUUGCCCUCCAUUUGGACGAAAAUGUUAAAUAUGAUUUCAGUAUAGAUGGAAGAGAUGAGCAUAUUAGGUCUCUAUUAUACUUUACCCCAAAAGGGUUUGACCAAAAGUGGAACAAAAAAGUAAUGCGAUCAGUAUUCAAUGACUUCAAAUUGCUUAGAGUUCUGAAGUUUGAAAAAAUAGAGAGAGAAUUUCAGUUACCGAAAACGAUUGGGAAUCUAGUCCACUUGAGGUUUCUGAGUCUGAAGCAUAGUGCAUAUAGUGGGUUGCCAUCAUCUGUUUCUAAUCUGGUACUUUUGCAAACUCUAGAUCUGCGGUAUAAUUAUUAUUUAUAUGAAGGAUCUUGUUUUGGUCGGGAGAGGGCAACCCGAAUCAGAAAUGUGUUUUGGAAUAUGGAGCAACUGAGGCAUUUAUAUUUACCUUGGCGUCACUAUAUAAGUGAACAGAAACUCUCAUUUGCAAGGCUGUGCAAUUUGCAGACGUUGGGUGAUCUUCCAAUUGAGAAAUGUGAGUUAAAUGAUCUUGUUCAGUUAAGCAAUCUGAAGAAAAUAUCCAUAAUCGUAUCACAACCUAGUCAUUUGGAAAAGUUCAAGAACAUGUUGAUAUCAAGAAGUAUAACAUAUGAGCAUCUUCGAUCGCUAUCUUUGAAGCUAAACCGAGAUGAUAAUGAGGAUAUAGCAAGAGAUAUAGUGUUAAGGUGUCCUUAUUUAUACAAACUGCGACUGCUUGGGAAAAUGAAGGAGUUUCCAGAAGAGCUCCUGGGCUAUCCAAAACUCACCAAGAUAACGCUGGUUAGUACAGAACUGAGAUGUGACCAGAUAGAUAUAGUGAAGAUGCUGCCCAAGUUAAGGGUGCUUUACCUGGGUCGUGAUGCUUUCAAAUCAAAAACAAUGGUUUUCUCCCCAGGAGGCUUUCCUCAUUUGGAAUUUCUUACACUAAGUGCUUUGUUUAUGUUGAACGAGUGGAGGGUGGAGAAAGAAGCCAUGCCUAGUCUUCAGAGAUUGCAUAUUGAAUGGUGCUUACAAUUGUGGGAAGUACCAGAUGGGCUUCAGCAUAUUACUACCCUCAAGGAAUUAACAAUCAAUGUGAUGACCAGUAGAUUCUGCAGUAGGGUUGGGGAAGAAGGAGAGGAUUUCUACAAAAUUAAACAUGUGCCUUCUAUUAUAAUCACAAAUAUUCAACCGGACUACAAGAAAGACAAGGAGCCAGAAAUGGAGGAAGCAGCAGGUGCGUCUCGAGUAGUUGCUAAUGACUAUGAGGAAUCAACUGUGGAUGCUCCUCUGCCUCCUGAAGAAAAAACAGAGGAAAUACAAGCUGCAUCCACUCCUUAAUUAGUUAAAUCCACAAGUUCGACUUUAUAUAUGGCUUGCAGCUAUUACAACAGAUGUGAAUUGUAAAUAUAUUUGUAGCGCUGUUUGCAGUGCUAGAUGUCCUAGCUUUGUAUAUAUUUGUAAAUUGUAAUCCGUCCAACAACCUACUUUCUUCGCAGAUUGAUCACCCUUUCAUUUU
Rosa chinensis is the source of this 4291-nucleotide messenger RNA. Its product is annotated as putative disease resistance protein At1g50180. The record is from RefSeq and is a predicted model, not a curated record. The coding region runs from base 1114 to 4113 and encodes 999 amino acids. The transcript has 6 exons. Gene Ontology annotation, molecular function: ADP binding. NCBI's taxonomy places the organism in Eukaryota, Viridiplantae, Streptophyta, Magnoliopsida, Rosales, Rosaceae. Gene Ontology annotation, biological process: defense response to other organism.